Molecule: messenger RNA, 3141 nt
Organism: Vitrella brassicaformis
Lineage: Eukaryota; Vitrellaceae
Source: the annotation of a GenBank genome assembly
CUGGUGUGAAGUCCAUUACACGAACGGUGCGCGACUGAAGUUUUGGAGGAUGGGGAAAGGAUGUGCUUCUGUGGUUAGCACCCACUUGGACAAGUCAAGCCAACCAGUUUGAGGUCCGCUGGCGGCGUCUGGAUGAGUCGGCUGUGCGAACAGCAUGAAAAAGUACUUGAGGGUCUCGGCAGUCCAGAAAGAUUCCAUCUGAUCCAGACGCUUCGGAGGCACCUGCCAUAUAGAACACACACACACAGUCACAAAACUCAUGCCAGCCCCUUCCUGUCUGCUUGCAUCCAACAGACCUCUGUGACCGCUUCCAGAGCGGCGAAGGCAACGUCGGUCUUGCAGUGAGUGAGUAUGGCCUGGAGCAUGGCAGCGCCCCACACGCGAUACCUGGGGUCGCCCGUAAAGUAAUGCAAAUAGUACAGCGACUCCACGGCCUCAGGCCUACAUGGCAAUCAAGGACAGGGUACUUGAUCGUGUGCGUAAGUGGCACAUCGAUGGUUGAAUCCCCUGGCCUUACCUGAGAAGAUAGUGUGCCCCUCUGGCGGGAUAGGUGAGGUCUUCUUUGUCCUCCAUCUCCAUCUCGGGCUUCAGACGGACAAACUCAGGACCCACGCCUAUCAAGACGCGCAUGUGCACCAGUCAAAUAAGUGCUCCAUACAAAUUCUCACCCACCCACUGGCCCACCUGUGGGCGACCUGGCAUACAUGUGAUAGCAUGUCCGGGCCAGCCCGUGGGCCUGCGACCUCCACCGGGCCAGCUCUGCGGCAGUGACGUUCAUGCCACUCCACAGCUGCCUGUUGUGGUCUUUCUCCAGCACAUGCACUCCCAGAAGGACCAUACCCGGCACAAAGCCUGCAGAGCAUUGUGUUGGUCAGCGGAAUACUCAUAGACCCGCUGUGCUAACAGGUGAGGUGGUGGUGGAAGAAGUGUCUCGCUGGGCCCUCAACCUCAAAGAGAAAGAGCAGCCGCGACACCUUCGUUUCGCUCGUGAGGUACUCGAACAUGUCUCGGACAGCGCUCACCCAGCCGUCCAGGAAGUGUUGUUCUGUCUGCACGCAAUCGAAGAGACGGACUUGCAAGGCAGACGGGUUUCGUUCGGUCAAUUCGGUAGAUGCAAGCCGACCUCGUUUGUCUGAAUGUACUGUUUGAGCAGGUAUUCGUAGUAUGAGUCUGACUCGCUGGACAUCGAUAUCUUAUAGCCACUGAACACUGACAAGACAAACAAAACAAAGCAAGAGCACGUGUUCGGUGCAUUUUCGCUUAGCGCACACGGGGGAUCGGUCUUGCUUAGUCGGCAUGGUAGUAAAUGGACCUCGCUCGCUUCAGCAGCCUGAUAUGCCAACGUUUGGUAUUGGUAAGCAGUGGUCAGAUACGAUUUGCUCUCGUGUGCGUGGACCACCUUUCGAAUGGCCCGCAGCGCUCGGUCCGCAGCUCUCUGAAAUCUGAACAGCAGAACGGCUGCCGAUGGAUGAACCAUCGCAUACCACUCUGGCUGUACUGCCAUGGCAUGCCUGUUGUCUUUGGUGAGAUAUGACAGGUACCGCAUCUCAAGCUGAAUGCUGCCCUGCUCUGAAAGGAUGGGGGCCUCCGUGUCCAACACAGCUGUGCCGUUGCCCAAAACAAUCUCCCGGCUGAACCCAAAUCGAGAGAGAGCAAAGACACAGACGAACUGACACAGUUGGCCGCGUUCCGGUCUAGCUUUCGACUGCUCGCAUUACAGAAAAAACCCAGCCGGUGUGACGAAUCCUUGCAGCAGGCGCAUCCCCAGAUCCUUUGCCUUGUCCAAGAACACACGCGAGCCGGACAGGGCGUGGGCGGAAAGCAGACCGGCCAGCAGCCGGAUGGUGAUCUCGAAGACGCUGCCACGCCCAGCCUUGUCGAGGUCCAAGUAUUGUCGCACCCACGCCUCACCCUAUAUAGACAAUACACACGGAAAAUCGACUGACAGAUGCCAUCGUUGUGUGAUGAUUCGUAUUCGUGUGUCUCUUCCAGCCCACCUGCCUGAACUCCUCGUGGAGGCCCAUCAACCACAGAGUCGACAGCGAGUCGAUCAGGGUAACUCCUGCACUGCAUAUGAGGAGAACAGCGCGUACAAAUGAAUGCCGCACAAGACACCUGUAGGAAUGCCUGACCCGAUCCAGUCCUUGUGUUUCUUUGACAAUGGGAGAAGUUCGUCGUGUCCCCACGCAAAGAGCUUAUACCCUCGCCAGCUAUGUUGCAUUGCAGAGACGGCCUGACGAACGGAAAUCAAGGCCAUAUGCCAGCUGAGGGAAUAAUCAUGAUUUCUUUGUUACCUCUUCUUGCCAGUAGUCAGCGAAAGCCUGAGAGAGCAGAAGCUCUUCUUGGCUGAAGUUUGCCAGCCAUGAGCGUGGGAAUGCGCCGUCUUGAGUGGCCCCCGGCCCUUCCUUUUCACCCUUCCCGUGCUUUUCGCCCUUCUCUUGUUCAAAGAUAGGCGAGGCGAGAUGCGGGUCGCUUUGCCACUUUCGAGGGCCUCCACGCUCGGGUUCUCUGCUGUCACCGGAUGAAGCGUGAAGGACAUGUCUCACUCUGGUGAAGGUUGCUGCGUUUCGUGGCGUCAGGUCUGGGGCAAAUGUGAGCCACAUUGACACUUGCCACCAACUGGUUGGGUAAUUGAAGCCAUCCUGUGUGGAUGUAUCGCCCCCGGCUGCCAAUCUCACGGCCAUGGCCGAAAGGAGAGGACUCUCCUGGCUGGCGUACAGGCUCAAGAGAGAAAUGCUGUGGAAAUCCAAGAUGCUGCUGACGUUCAGAUGAGCGAGAGAGGGGGAUGAUGGCGUCAAUGCCACAGUGCUCAGGGGAAAGCUGAUCAGCCGCGCCUCUGCUACAUUUCCACGUAGCCCAGCCAUGCGAUAGGCCAUUCCCGAAGGAUUGGCUCUCUCCAAUAUGCUUUCAGUGGACGGUGGCUGCCCUAGAAUGAAAGACGAAAGCAGCUGGUCAGCCACGCGCCUUUUCUCCGUCGCCCCUCGCCUUGUGGUGGCCCAAUACAGCACUGCAGGCAAGGAAUUAACAGCCGCCCAAGCGCGAUGGAUCCCAGCGAAUAGCCAGUGAGACGGCCAGCCCCUCUUGAGUCGUCCGUGCUCCCUCCCAGCGAUACCAUCCACAGACACACAUUCUGGUGCAGAG